AUGGACCCCUCACAGUUUGAUGCACUUACUAGACAAUUAGCUCAACUUGUCACUAGCCAGCAACAUUUACAGACUCAAAUUGCGGCUGUCCAAACCGAGAUGGCUGCUACUUAUCCUAGAGUUUUUACUCAAUGGAUUAGAGACAUGGAUCGUUUCUUGGCAUGGUAUGGAGUCUUAGAGGAUCGACGUGUCCAAUUUGCCAGUUUGAAAUUAACUGACAUCGCCCAACUCUUCUGGGAGAGUGUUGAGGAUCUCAUUGAGAGGCGUCGUGCACCUCUAGUUGGAAGUUGGGAGGAAAUGAAGCGUCGCCUUCAAGAGAAAUAUUUGCCCCAAUCUUACAGGGGCAACUUGUUGGACCAAUGGAAUACCCUUACACAGGGGAAUCGACCAGUGACUGACUAUGUUACUCAAUUUGAUGAAUUUAGAAUGCGAUAUCAUGGCCUAAAAGAUGAUCUUAGGCGUGAACUUAUACUUCGAGGUGUCACUACCCUUGAUCAUGCUUAUCCUUUAGUCCAAGAUUAUGAGUUGGUCACUAAGACUCCAUAUGGAAGGCGUGUUAACAGUCGUCCUUCCGUCUCAUCCGUGUCACCUCCGCCUAUUAAGUCCCUCCUAGGGCCUUCCCCAUCUAAUGUUCUCCAUGUGUUGGAAAAUAAGGGUAAAGCUCCCGAAAUUCCAAAAACUUCUUCUCGCAUGCAGUGCUUCAAUUGUAAAGGCUUUGGUCAUAUCGCAUCUAGAUGUCCUAGUCAAGCUUUAGUCAUUGAGGAACAAAAAGAUGUAAAAGGUGAGUCAUUAGAAGAUCAAGUCUAUGAACCUAAGUUUGAAGAGUUUGACGAUUUGGAUGAUAUUGAUGAUACCUUGUUAGGUUGCAUCCGAACCUUCCCUAUAGAUCUAUAUUCUGUGACCUCUGUCCCCAACACCUUGCGGCUAAGUGUUGUACGUUGUACCCUCACUCACCCUAAAGAUGCUGAUGAUUGGUGUCGUGACGCCAUUUUUCAUAGUUAUAUCAAGAUCAAUAACAAGGGUUGUAAAAUUAUUGUGGAUAGUGGUAGCUGCAUUAAUGCAUUUUUUGUGGCUACGGUGUCCCGUCUUCGAUUACAAUCAGUCCCACACCCUCAACCUUAUAGCGUCUCUUGGGUUGACACUUCUUCUAUUGCCAAGACUCACCUUAAUCCUUUAUCGCCAAAACCUGUUGAUUCACAACAGACCAAGAAAAUUGUGGAGCGAAAAGGGUUACAUAUGAUUAGCCCUACAAAAUUUGAGCGUACACUCAAAGAGGAUUCUGUUGUGUUUGCCGUGGUCGUCAUGGAAGUUUCAUCGAAAUCUCCAAUAUUAACCCCUGAUGAGGUCCAAUCAGUUCUUCAAGAGUUUCGAGAUGUCUUUCCUGAAUAUCUCCCUGAUAUAUUGCCCCCUUUACGGGACAUUCAACAUGCUAUAGAUCUUGUUCCUGGAUCGUCUCUUCCAAAUUUACCUCAUUAUAGAAUGAAUCCUACCGAGCAUCCUGAGUUUCAGAUGCAAGUAGAGGAGCUCCUUCACAAAGGAUUUAUUCGUGAGAGUCUAAGUCCUUGUGCGGUUCCCGCCCUUUUGACUCUUAAGAAAGAUGGUUCUUGGAGAAUGUGUGUUGAUAGUCGUGCCAUCAAUAAAAUCACAAUGAAGUACCGUUUUCUAAUCCCUAGGCUUGAUGAUAUGUUGGACAUGAUGGUCGGCGCCAUGAUAUUUUCUAAGAUUGAUUUAAAGAGUGGGUACCACCAAAUUAGGAUUCGCCCGGGUGACGAAUAG
Molecule: messenger RNA, 1776 nt
Organism: Olea europaea var. sylvestris
Lineage: Eukaryota; Viridiplantae; Streptophyta; Magnoliopsida; Lamiales; Oleaceae
Exons: 4
Coding region: 1-1776 (591 amino acids)
Molecular function (GO): zinc ion binding; nucleic acid binding
Source: RefSeq, a predicted model, not a curated record